Molecule: messenger RNA, 2359 nt
Organism: Gryllus bimaculatus (two-spotted cricket)
Lineage: Eukaryota; Metazoa; Arthropoda; Insecta; Orthoptera; Gryllidae
Source: the annotation of a GenBank genome assembly
ACUACAAUGAGUUUGUUGCCCGCUACAGAUCUGGACCUAUGGAUUGAAGAAUACGUAUGGCCCAGACGAUGAAAAUUUGUACUUUGUGGGAACGUUGAAAUGUCAAUGAAUAAUCUGGAUAUUUAAGCUAUAAGCGUGCAGGCGAAUUUCAAUGAAAAUAGUUACUUAAUUUGUAAACGAAUGGCGGUAGUACAGCGCUUGAAAGUGUGCACAUUAAAAAUUGGAAAUGUUUUGGGAUGCAUCAUUCAGUACGGCUGUGUAACUCAUUGCUUUAUGGAAUACAUUGCGGAUUUUGUUGUGUGUUCAGGACCAUCAAUGGAACCUACAUUGUUUUCUAACAAUAUUCUUGUCACAGAACAUAUUAGUCCUAGAUUCAAGAAAAUAGAGAGAGGUGAUAUUGUUAUCUCAAAAUCUCCCAAUAAUCCCAAGCAGCAUAUUUGUAAAAGAGUAACUGGUGUUGAAGGGGACAAAAUUAAAAUUGGUUUUGUACAGCAUAUUAUUCCUCGUGGAUAUAUAUGGCUUGAAGGAGAUAAUCAUAACAAUUCUUCUGAUUCUCGAUUAUAUGGACCAGUACCUUUAGGUCUAGUGCGAGGUCGUGCGAAGGACGGAACAGAAAUAUCGUUUAUAAAAUUUGCAACAAUGCUGAGCAGUAGAACAAAACAUUUUCUCCACUGCUGCCUGCUUUUCACCGUAAUAGCUGUGUUUGAAAUAUUUUCUGGUGCUGUGCGUCUUGAAGAUGAUAGACCUGAAGAAUUUGACCCAUGGUUACGUUAUGGGUACUUCACAACAUACAUGCUGUACCUGAUUCGGCUACUUACGUUCCUUCCCCUACCCCAAGUCCUUUUCAAUUUUGUUGGUCUUAUUCUGUAUAACGCUUUUCCAGACAAUGUUCAGUUGAAAGGGUCACCCUUACUAGCUCCGUUUUUGUGCAUUCGCAUAGUCACAAGAGGUGAUUAUCCGCAGUUAGUGCGUAAUAAUGUUGCUCGUAAUAUGACAAAAUGUACUGAUGCGGGGCUGGAAAACUUUUUGAUUGAAGUUGUGACAGAUAAAGCUGUCGGUUUACCAGCUCACCGCAGAGUGAGGGAAGUAGUCGUACCUCCAACGUAUAGGCCCAAAAGUGGUGCCCUGUUUAAGGCAAGAGCAUUACAAUAUUGCCUCGAAGACGGUGUGAAUAUAUUAGCAGACAGCGAUUGGGUCGUUCAUUUAGAUGAAGAAACCCUACUCACAGAAAACUCUGUGAGGGGUAUUUUGAAUUUUGUGUUGGAUGGCAAGCAUCACUUCGGUCAAGGGCUCAUCACCUAUGCGAAUGAAGACGUCGUGAAUUGGGUGACCACGUUGGCUGACAGUUUUCGUGUGGCUGAUGAUAUGGGGAAGUUACGAGUACAGUUCUACAUGUUCCACAAGCCCCUCUUCAGCUGGAAAGGAUCGUACGUCGUAACACAGCUUUAUAUUAGCUCAUUUCGUCAGAUAUCCCAAGACAUCUCGUCCCCAUUUAAUGAUCUCAUUUCUGUCGUAGGAAAUCCUAUUGCAAGUAGUCUGCUUCCAAGUGAUCUCUAUAACAGUUGUGAAAAUAGAACUGUCUGUCGACACUCGCCUGAAAGGAAAGAAGUGGUGGGCGCGGAGCGGGCGGUGUCGUUCGACAACGGGCUGGACGGGUCCGUGGCCGAGGACUGCUACUUCGCCAUGCGCGCCUACAAGGAGGGCUACUCGUUCAACUUCGUGGAGGGCGAGAUGUGGGAGAAGUCUCCGUUCUCGCUGUGGGACUUCGUGCAGCAGCGCAAGCGCUGGCUGCAGGGCAUCCUGCUGGUGGUGCACUCGCGCGCCAUCCCGCUGCGCCACAAGCUGCUGCUGGCCAUCUCGUGCUACUCGUGGGUCACCAUGCCGCUCUCCACGUCCAACGUGGUGCUGGCGGCGCUCUGCCCCAUCCCGUGCCCGCCGCUCAUGGACUUCCUCUGCGCCUUCAUCGCCGCCGUCAACAUCUACAUGUACGUGUUCGGCGUCAUCAAGUCCUUCUCGCUGUACCGCUUCGGCAUGCUGCGCUUCCUCAUGUGCAUCUGCGGCGCGCUCUCCACCAUCCCCUUCAACAUCCUCAUCGAGAACAUGGCCGUCAUCUGGGGGCUCUUCGGGCACAAGCACCGCUUCUACGUCGUCAACAAGGAGAUCAAGCCGCCCAUCACGGUGUAACCGCCCUGCCCGGCUCCGCACAGUGCACUCCGAUGACUCCUUGACCUUUUUUUUUUUUUCUCUCCUUUGACAACGUGGACGCUUCGUGGCAACUGCACUGCGCGAGAGGCGCAGGAGUGCAGCGCGACCCUCUAGGCUCCUCCGAGCCCCCCUAGGCUCAGAGUGGUGCGGCGCG